CCGAAGCUAUGUUUGCAGACCUUGGUCAUUUUACUGCUUUGUCAAUAAGGCUUGCGUUUGCUUUUGUUGUAUACCCAUGUUUGGUUGUACAAUACAUGGGUCAAGCUGCAUACUUGUCCAAAAACCCCGAUAAGAUUCAUUACAGCUUUUAUAAUUCAAUCCCUGAAUCUGUAUUUUGGCCGGUGUUUGUUGUUGCCACGCUAGCAGCUAUUGUUGGCAGCCAGGCUGUUAUAACUACUACGUUCUCCAUCAUCAAGCAAUGUCAUGCCCUUGGUUGCUUUCCAAGAGUCAAAGUUGUCCACACCUCAAAACACAUAUAUGGGCAGAUCUACAUUCCAGAAAUAAAUUGGAUACUCAUGAUCCUUACUCUUGCCAUAACCAUUGGAUUUCAGGAUACAAAUUUAAUUGGAAAUGCUUAUGGAUAA
Humulus lupulus (European hop) is the source of this 425-nucleotide messenger RNA. RefSeq names its product potassium transporter 4-like. The transcript has 4 exons. Gene Ontology annotation, molecular function: potassium ion transmembrane transporter activity. The coding region runs from base 9 to 425 and encodes 138 amino acids. Gene Ontology annotation, cellular component: membrane. NCBI's taxonomy places the organism in Eukaryota, Viridiplantae, Streptophyta, Magnoliopsida, Rosales, Cannabaceae. Gene Ontology annotation, biological process: potassium ion transmembrane transport; cell tip growth. The record is from RefSeq and is a predicted model, not a curated record.